Molecule: messenger RNA, 4863 nt
Organism: Fundulus heteroclitus (mummichog)
Lineage: Eukaryota; Metazoa; Chordata; Actinopteri; Cyprinodontiformes; Fundulidae
Gene: elf1
Product: E74-like ETS transcription factor 1
Exons: 10
Coding region: 831-2795 (654 amino acids)
Biological process (GO): regulation of transcription by RNA polymerase II; cell differentiation
Cellular component (GO): nucleus
Molecular function (GO): DNA-binding transcription factor activity, RNA polymerase II-specific; sequence-specific DNA binding
Source: RefSeq, a predicted model, not a curated record
AGCAGCUGGUUCUCCCUGUGCCAAAUCUAAAGAGUCAGCGGAGUACAGGCGAGCAAAGCUGGCGCAAGCGACAUUUUUCUUCCGCAAAAAAUCACGCGUCUGAUGUCACCUAUUUGUAAACGUUGCACAUGCGAGGAAACGGGACAUGAUGUCAAAAAAACAAUAAAUAAAUAAAUAAAUUAACUUCAUGUCAACGGCUGAACCUGUCCUGCCCACCCAGAGCAAGCUGACGAACUUCCAGGGGUUUUACCAAACUUUGUUGUCGGGCAAAAUUGUUUCCCAGGAAAAUGUGACUGCCAGGAAUUCCCCACGCAUCAGCAGCAGCCUCUGUCGGAGAAAACCACGACCUUGUGUCAGGAAGCGAAGGAAAGCAGCGGCGGCGGCGGGAGGGUACAAUCUGGCGGCUGCCUGAGCGAUGAUGUAGCUUUAGCGCCGUUACAGCCUCCAGAGUCGCGCUUACAAGGGAUCAUUAUGCCUUUGGACGGCUUUUCCUGAGGAGAGCCGCUCAAGAAGCUGUAGAAAAAGCCUCGGAUGAUGACUUCUUCUCGCAAGGUGUAGAUGCUCCAGGCACAGCGGGGUCCAGCCUCUGUGUCAGAGAGGGACGAGGCUGCUCCCACCUGGGCCACGGCACUCCAGUGAAACCUCGGCUCUCCCUCACAUUCAGCUCAAGCUGCACCGGAUCAGAAUAUCGGGAACGACACAGAGGCUGUAUUGUGUGAGGUGAAGCAGCAGCAGCAGCAGCAGUAGAAGAAGGAAAAGGAGGAGGAGGAGGAGUAAUCGUCAAAGUGGGGACAUUUUAGCCUGCUCCCCGCCCUCUGAACUCCUCUGCAAUGACGACGGCAGUACAGCCCAGUGAACUGGUGUUUGAAUUUUCCAACGGGAUUGAUGAGAUGAAUCAGUUGGACGACCCGUCAGUAUUCCCAGCCGUGAUCGUCGAGCAGGUGCCCACAGCCGACCUGCUGCAGGUCUACUCAGGCCUCGAGUCCGACGAGGUGACUAACGGCAUCAUGGUCGACACGACCCUCAGCGUGGUGGAGGGACCAUCCAUCCUGUCAGAGGGAGUGGAUCUCUCAGAAACAAGAGUUUCCCGUGCCGACGACAGCAUGGAGACAAAUGAAGCUGCGGCAGCUCUGCUGAACAUGGAGUCUCCAAAUAAUAUCUUGGACGAGAAGCGUAUGAUUUGUGCAGUCCACACCUACAACCAUCUGCUGGAGUCAGAGAUGACGUACGCGCCGCUCAGGCCUGACCAAAUGGAUAAUGUUGCCCUCAACAUGUCCAUGGAUGAAGACACCUCAUCCAUGGACGAGCUUCCUCAGAAGUGUCCCUUAAAACCUCAGAAGAAAACCAAAGUGCGAAAGCCUCGGGUGGUGCGUCCCUGCUCUCCAAUCACAACCCCUAACCUGCCGCUCAGGAAGAAGAGCAAAGAGGGCAAAGGCAACACCAUCUACCUGUGGGAAUUCCUCCUGGCCCUGCUGCAGGAUAAAAACACCUGUCCCAAAUACAUCAAGUGGACACAGCGUGAAAAAGGCAUCUUUAAGCUGGUGGACUCCAAGGCUGUUUCAAAGCUUUGGGGCAAGCACAAGAACAAGCCCGACAUGAACUAUGAGACCAUGGGGAGGGCUCUCAGGUACUACUAUCAGAGAGGCAUCCUUGCAAAAGUGGAGGGGCAGCGUCUGGUCUACCAGUUCAAAGAGAUGCCAUCUGACCUGGUGGUGAUUGAGGAUGAAGAGGCGGGAUCUGACGCCAACGCCGGCUACGACAACCAGAGGUCUUCCAACGGCCGGGGUGUGGUCCGCGGGGGGUCCAAAGGCCACGGGCGGUCUCAGGGCGGACAACACGUGUCGCUGAAACCGAUGAAGAAAGAGCCCCGAGACGAAUAUCUCUACCAGGAGGCUGACGGAGGGCAGGCCGAGCAGCUGCUUCACUCUGUUCAUGUUUUACAAGAAAGCCAGGCACAGAGUGUUCAAGAUACGGCGCAAGCUGUGAGGACCAUCAGCAGUCCCGUGUCGGUACCCAUGGUGCUGACAUCCUCCGGCUCCCUUCAGUCUGUUCCCCUCACUGUUCUGGCCAACGGGGGCUCCAGCCACUCCUCCCCUCCUCGGGUUAUUCUCCACACUGUGCCCUCCACAACAGCAGGUGGGAAAGACGUGCUCACCAUCCAGACAGCCUCUCUCACAGGCGGCUCCGGCAGCCUGCAGGACGGCCUCCCGCAGCAGCUUCUGGUCACCCAUCUGGGCUCCUCUGCCAUUUCUUCCACGGCCUCCUCCUGCACUUCUCCUCCAGGAGUCAUUAGUUCCACCACCUCCAGCCUCAACGGCCUCCCCCGCCUCGUCACCAUCAACACCACUGGUGGGCAGACCAUGGUGGCGCAGCAGCCUGGCACCGUAAUAGCCACAGUGCUAAAGUCCAGCGAUCUCUCGGCGCUGCAGGUCAAAGAGGAGAUGCUGGACUCCAGCUACUUCCAGUCGAUGGUGAACGGCGAUCCAUCACUGGCGGCACACACGUUUGAGAAGGAGGAGAUGGAGGCCGGGGAGGCUGAGCUGCAGUACAGGACUGUGAUCAUCGAUACCAGUCAAAGCCAGGCCCAAGGCGCUGCAAGUGAAACUUUAAUAAAUGGACAUUACUCCCAGAGCAGCAGCCCCGGCGAGGGUUUGACCCCCGUGGAGGAGCUGGAGGUGCGCGGAGAGAUGUCCCUGCAGCCUGAGCAGGGAAUCAAAGGCCUGCAGGAGCUGCCCAUGUCUGUUCAGCUGCCUGCAAACUUUAUCCAGAUAAAAACGGAGCCUGCAGAGGCUUAGGGCCGCAGGACUCAUUCACACAAAGUGAACCAAAAAUUAUUGAAUUUCCGUGACCACAGACUUGAUGUUAUCUUUUCCUACCACAGCGGUCUGAUUAAACGUCAGAUGUCAGGGAAAUUGCAGCAUGUUGCUCUUCAAAGUCGGUCAGUUCAGCCUCAGGAUUUAUUGUUUACUCACAUGUUAUGUGACCAUGUGCCUAAUUUCAAAAAUCUAGGGAGUGAUUAGAUUUUUUUUUUUAAUUUUUUUUUAGGAAGUUAGCUUUCAGAUUAAGGAUUAUUCCAUGUAGAUAAGAAAUCCCACACAUGCACAAAAUGCUUGGAAAAACCUGGGAUUCCUGUCUGCGCUUAAAAAUGUGCCAGUCAAGUUUUUUUUUUUUUUUUUUUUUUAAACUUACAUCUUCUUGGACUAUUGUUAGAAGAGGACAACGCAACAAACCAAAAACAAGGACUGAAUGCCAAACAGUGCAACAAAAAAGGGACGCCUGAAGAGUCGUGGAUGUUCUCCUUUAGCAGCGUGAACGUUUCUGAGGGGUGCGGCUUGUCACGUUCAACCGGCAGGAAAAAAAACAAAAAAAAACGGUCAUCUCAGAGUUUAAGUACAGAGUGCCUUAAGAGACGUUUGCAGAAACAUUUACAUUGCUUAUUUUUGUUUUAAAACAGAGAAGAACUUCGUUUAUUUUUGAAACAAGCAAAGUCGGUGUGCAUAUACUCUCUAUCAGCCCUUGCAUUAAAACACAGUGCUACCAUGUAAAAAAGGGCAUUUUCUGCGUGGAGCUGCAGACUGGAAGGCACAGCAAGAUAGAGAGGAACAGAACAGGCAGAAUAAAAGUGAUUUUUUUUUUUUUCUUAUCCAUCUCUCCCUCUGAAGCUCUAAGGCUUAAAUCCUGUUUAUGUAAAACAAUAUAUAUAUGAACCUAUAAAUAUAUAUAUAUACUGUAUGUAGACGUAUGAUAUGCAAUUGAGAUAAAAUUUUAAGGCCACAACAAAUUUAUUUAUUUUAUUAAUUUCUAAAUUCUGUAAAGAAAAGGCACAUUUGUUUUCUUUUUAUGUGUAAACCUGAGGGAAGAUAAAAAAAAGAAGAUACCAGGAAGCUUAUAUGGCAAGUUUUUUUUUUUUCCUUUUGUAUAGCAUUCAGUAUAAUCAGCUUUGUUUUUUGUGUUGUUUUUUUUUUUAAAGUUCUGGUCUCAAAUGUUCAGUGCGGCAUCAUUAUUCGGCUGCUGUGAAUAUCUCUGUUAUGUGUCUGAUUUAAACAUUUACAGAGUGAGCUUUUUGUUCCCACUUUUUAGCGGAUAUACCUCUCAUUUUUUCCCAGCAGUCACGCAGCUCAAAGCUAUGCAUUCAAAACUAUCGGGUUUGUCUUUUUAUUUGAUUUAAUUGACAUGUCUGUCAAUACUAAAUUUCUGCUUAAAAUCCUGAGUUGCUAAAUUUGUUGGGGACAUAAAAGGCACCGCGUUCUGCUUUCCCGUCUCCCCUUUUCUGCUCCUGUCUUCUGUCCUGGUGUCUCUGCUCAGUCGAAGUUUGUGCCUUCUUCUUGUUUCGCUGUCCUGUUUGGUUAAGAACCUCUCAGGCCAGCCAUCCAACUGGCUCCCUUGUUUCUGUUGGGGAUGAAGCCAUAUUGAUCCCGAGUGGUAUCAUAGCUCGUGGAUGUAUUUUCCAGGCUGGGCUGUAGCCGCUGAUAGGGGGGGACACUCAACCCACCUGACCUCCAUCCUCAGCGUAAGACUUAAAGGCUGCUUUACAGCCUCACAACAGCCAAAGAGCUCCACGUUCUGCAGGCACUCUGAAUGUAAAACGUGCUGGCACAAAUGUUUUUGACAAUCAGUAAAUACACUGGGUUAUAUUUGCAUUAAAAUCUGAAAUUCUAUUAGGAUUGCCUUCAUAUAUAUUCUUAUAUCCAGUCUUUUUCUGAAGCACUGUUGUCUGUGAAUUGUUGAGGUAUGUCCACUGCAUUUUGUUUCGUUGCUUCUGUUGUCUUGGGUUGUCAAUGGCCUCCUUUUUAUGCUGAACUUAGACUAGAUUUUUAAGAAAAAGUCAAUAUGCUAAUUAAAAAGAAAAACCUCUAUAUAUUA